AUGGCUUCAUAUGACAAAAAAUUUAUUCAGCAAUGUGCCGCCACAUGGAUCGCCAUUGGUACUUGUGCAGACACUAUUGGACAGGUGGAAAAGGCCGUAGAGGCCUUUUCCACUGCCCUACGUUAUUCCCCCAAUAACGCAAAGGCCUUAACUCAUUUGGCCCAUGUCUAUCGUACCCGAGACGCCUAUGCCGAGGCUGCCGAUUUGUAUCGAAGAGCCUUGGCUUUGGACCAACAUAACGGUGAAACAUGGGGGCUCUUAGGCCACUGUUACUUGAUGUUGGACGACCUACAGUCGGCAUAUACCGCAUACCAACAGGCCUUGUUGAAUUUGCAAAACUUGAGUGUUCCUAAACUAUGGCACGGAAUUGGUAUCUUAUAUGAUAGGUACGGCUCUUUAGAAUAUGCCGAGGAGGCAUUUGUGCGUGUCUUGGAGAUGGAUCCAAAUUUCGAGAAAGCCAACGAAGUUUACUUUAGAUUGGGUAUAAUUUACAAACUUCAGGGGAAACUACAAAAGGCUUUGGAAUGUUUCCAAUACAUCCUCAAUGUUCCUCCUGCUCCAUUAACCCAGACUGAUGUAUGGUUCCAAAUAGGUACUGUCUUGGAACAGAACAGAGAUUUUAAUGGCGCAAAGGAAGCAUAUGAGAGGGUCUUGCAGGCUAGUCCAAACCAUUCUAAAGUCUUACAACAAUUGGGUGGUGUCUAUUCUCAGCCUGAAGCACCCUUCUAUGAUUUGGAUAUCGCCUUACAACUGUUGGGCCAGUCCAUUGAAUUGAACAAUACUGACGCCCAUUCUUGGUAUUAUCUAGGUAGAGUCUAUAUGUCAAAGCAAGACUAUUCAAAUGCUUAUGAAGCCUUCCAACAUGCCGUUAACUUGGACUCGAGAAACCCCACCUUUUGGUGCUCUAUUGGUGUUCUCUAUUACAAGAUCUCCCAAUUCAAAGAUGCCUUGGAUGCUUAUACAAGGGCAAUUAGGUUGAAUCCUUACCUGUCGGAGGUGUGGUACGAUUUAGGUACUCUCUAUGAAACCUGUAACAACCAAAUAGGUGAUGCUCUAGAUGCUUAUAGGAGAGCAGCCUCCUUGGAUCCUGAAAACCCUCAUAUUGCUGAACGGUUGAUGCAGUUGUCCAAGUAUGAGAAAGAAGGCGGUGCUUUACCUCCACCAAUCCAAAACCAGCACCAGCUAACUAUGCCUUCCUAUCAAAUGAUUCAACAGCAACAACAACAGCAACAGCAGGCUCAACAGGCUCAACAGGCUCAACAGGCUCAACAGGCUCAACAAGCUCAACAACAGGCUCAACAGGCUCAACAGGCUCAACAACAGGUACAACAGGCUCAACAGGCUCAACAACAGGCUCAACAGGCUCAACAACAACAAAUUCAACAAACUCAGCUUAAUCAAGCUAGUCAACCAACCGAGCCAUCUCAACAGUUCCAGCAACCAAACAACCCAGUGAUGUUACAACCUUUAGUCCACCAGCCUCCUCAAAUAGUCCAACCUGUUCAAACGCAACAGUCUACAUCGUCGUAUUCUGUUAUGCCACCUGUUCCUCACACCACAGAUUCAUUACAUGCAGAUGGCAAAAAUGAUAAAAAGCAAAAGAAAGCUAAAAAGCAAGUAGGAGAAGUUGCAAAGGUAGGCGAGAGCACAUCAACUAAUUCUGAAAGCUCGAAAACUUCUGAAGUUGGAUCCAAAGAGAUCAAGCAUGACACAAAAACCGAAGAAGAUGCUGCUGAAGUCAGUGGUCAAUCAAAGAAUGCAUCUUUGGUUCCCCCUUCAGAGAUCAAAGAGGAAAAGAAAACGGAUCCAAAACCUGAAAGUGUCGCUGAAUCGCCUCAAUCUAAAAAUCAGGAUAAUGGUGCCGAAAAGAGACCUUUGGAGAACUCCCAACCCGAAACUGAAGAAAAGCGGCAAAAGGUAUCGCCAACUUUGACGCCAACCUCCAAUCUAAAUUCGGAACCUUCAUCUGAAGGGAAGGGAGAAGUGGAUGUGGUUGAGCAAACGCAGCAAGGAACGCCGCAACAAGAACCAGAAAAGAAGCAGGAACAACAAGAACAAAGGAAAGAUGUCGCAAAAACUCAUGAAGCUUUUGUUCAAGUUGAGAAAAAAACCAUUGAUUUGAAGCCAAUGGAUGUUGAAGAAGUUAAGGAACUAAAAGAUAUAGUUCAUAAUGAAGUCGAAGACGAGGAGGUUAAAAAUACAGCUAAGCUUGUUGCAGAACCUACGACCGAGUCAAAAGUUAGAGAAAUUGAUGAAGAUGAAAACUACGACGACUGA
Molecule: messenger RNA, 2277 nt
Organism: Pichia kudriavzevii
Lineage: Eukaryota; Fungi; Ascomycota; Pichiomycetes; Pichiales; Pichiaceae
Exons: 1
Coding region: 1-2277 (758 amino acids)
Biological process (GO): regulation of gene expression
Molecular function (GO): RNA polymerase II cis-regulatory region sequence-specific DNA binding; protein binding; chromatin DNA binding
Source: RefSeq, a predicted model, not a curated record